CUUCCGCCCUUGUCUUACCCCUCGGACCCGACUUUCCGCCCUCACUUAACCUCUAGCCAAUCGGAGCCUGUGUUUGGCCCACACCGGAAGUUCCGGUGUUGAACUUUGUUGGGGGUGGGCUCCCUGUUCUUUUCAGAAAGGACCCCCCCCGCUUGUAUAUUCUGGCACAGUUUCGACGUCACGAUCGUAGCCUGAGAACGAUGGGGCCCGAGGAAGCCUCUCGGGCAGUGGAGAAACCCCCACAGCCAUUCUUCGGGGUCUACCUCCUCUACUGUCUCAACCCCAAAUACAGAGGCCGUGUCUACGUGGGCUUCACCGUGAACCCCUCUCGGCGAGUCCAGCAGCACAACGCGGGGCGCAAGAAGGGAGGGGCGUGGAGGACUAGCGGGCGAGGACCAUGGGAAAUGGUCCUUAUCGUCCAUGGCUUUCCUUCUGAUGUGGCUGCCCUUAGGUUUGAGUGGGCCUGGCAGCACCCUCGGUCCUCUCGGCGCCUGGCUCAUGUAAGUGGAAAAGGCAGAAGGGAAGGAGCCUUUUUUUUCCACCUUCGGGUCCUGGCCCAGAUGCUGCAAGUGUCCCCCUGGAAUAGGUUGCCCCUCACCGUUCGUUGGCUACGACAGGACUUCCAGCAGGAACUCAGCCCUCCUCCUCCCCAGCACAUGCCUCUUGCUUUUGGGCCUUUGCAACCAGGCCUCAGUCAGAGGGAAAGGAGAGGGGUGGACAAGGAAGCAGAUGAGGUCUUCUGCUCACUCUGCCAGCAGCUAGUCCAGGAUAAGGGUGGAUCCCUUUGCUGUCCUCAUCCCAACUGUCUAUUGAAUGCUCACUUAAUUUGCCUUGCUGAAGAAUUCCUUCAAGAGGAACCUCAACAGCUUCUGCCCCUGAAGGGCAGCUGCCCAGGCUGUAAAAACACUUUACUGUGGGGAGACCUGAUCCGUCUACACCAGGCAUAUCCCAGCAAUCUGGAGGAGAUAGAAUCUGACCUUGAAGAGACACACUGGACAGAUGAACUGAAGACUUAAGUGGCCGCCUUUUUCUACCUCAAAAGGAGGUCUGCCUUUCCAGAAACCCGGUUCUACUUUCGACCUCCAGCAGUCUUGGGGGCUUUUUCAUCAUUUUUAGAAAACAGGUUGAAAAUAUUUGGAGCUGGAUUUCAGUUUUAGCUCCAAAACUUAGCAGCUGUAUCAUACUAGUUCUAUAUAGUUGUUAAUGUAAGUUCGUACGAUAAAGAAACUGAGUUAAAUGCUGGGCUACUUUGGGGUAAGGAAAAAAGGCAGAAAUCUGGGAUGGGGUCACAGAGAAACCAAAUGUGUGAUUUCUUACACAUGAGGUUUAGCUGAGAGAAGAUGGAGGAAGGGGAGAAGUGGAGGGAAGCUUCCACAGCCUAUCCCUGCCUACAGGUGUGAGGUUAUACUAGGAGAGCAAAUACUGCUACAAGCACCUGGCUUUAGGGUUAGGUGCUCUUAGGAUACUGCAUUCCUGACCUCAGCUUUGGUUUCACUCACGUAGUGCUGGUGACCAAAAGGAGAGCUCACAGCUCUCUGGAAGAACUGGGGAAAGAAGGAACUAUAAGAUACGAGCUGGGGAGGGGGGGGAGGGAAGGAAAGAGCUGGGUCUCAUCUCCUCCAAUUAGACUGGAAGCUCCUUGAGAGCAGGGAGUGUCUCCGUUUUCUAUUUGUCUCUCCAACAUCCGGCAGAGCUUGGCACACAGGAAGCUCAUAAAUGAAAUGCUUUUUUAUUCAUUCAAGUACUUGCAUGAGUUUUUCCAAAUUCCUGAUAAUUUGGGAGACAAAUUGCAAUUCACAAAAUCAUGUUAUUUUAUAUUUUUAAAAAUAUUUUAUUUACAUGUUUUUAAAUAAUAAUGAAUGACUAUGAUAAUAAACAAUCACUUUUCUGUGAAUGUUAUACUAAAAGUUUCAUGUUUUUUUGAAAAAGAAAAUAAAUGCAUGAUUUAUUGUUAUUACAAACUAAUAGAUUGUUUACUGACAAACAUAUCUGUCAACAAGUUGACUGAUUUCCUUUAACUUUCUUAAGCUAUUUCCAACAUUCUUCAUAACCGUUAUUAUGGAUAUCUACAAAUUUUGUCAAAUAAAUAAGGAAUAUUGCUAAGUCGUAUUUAUUUUUUUAAAACUGUAACCAUUGGCAAAUACUCAAACACUGGAAAACACCAGUGAACAUUAUUGGGUAGCAUUCAAAUAAUCUAAUGAGCAAAGUUAAUAGCAUUACAGAAAAUGAUAUGACAAAACCAUCAAUUUAAUAGGACUCCAUUUUUCUUCCCAAACUUAUUUCUUGGGAUGCUAUCUAGAUAAGAUUUGUAUAAAG
Molecule: messenger RNA, 2316 nt
Organism: Dromiciops gliroides (monito del monte)
Lineage: Eukaryota; Metazoa; Chordata; Mammalia; Microbiotheria; Microbiotheriidae
Gene: SLX1A
Product: SLX1 homolog A, structure-specific endonuclease subunit
Biological process (GO): double-strand break repair via homologous recombination
Cellular component (GO): Slx1-Slx4 complex
Molecular function (GO): crossover junction DNA endonuclease activity; 5'-flap endonuclease activity
Source: RefSeq, a predicted model, not a curated record